AUGUGUCUCCACUAUUGCAUCUUUCGCAGGGUGGGUUGGCCAUUGGGCCAUGGCAGUAGCUCCAGUCGCUCCUGUGUGUCGAAUGCAUCCCACAUUGUUAUUUGGAUGGCGUCGGCUAGAGAUGAUUUACUGGAGGUCACGUCAUCUGGCGGCGAGUCACAAUUGAAUGAGCGUCAGUUGUCAGCCCUUGUGCAUUUUAAAGAUAUCUCUGGUAUCAACGAAGAUGAUGUCGCAAAAAAUAUCCUGGAAUCAAAUAGUUGGGAUCUUGAGGCAAUUUCAUUUCUUCUUAACUUGGAUUUUAGAGGGCUGUUAAUAGUUUUAUGGGUUACGGUGACCCAAGUGAUCAACGAGUUCGUAGAAGAAACUUUCCUCCUCCUCCGAUUGAUGUUUCACCGCAAAAUCAACAUAUUUAUUACGCUCCACGUGAUCGGCUUCCGUGGCACAUACAAUUUUCCUCAUUUGUGUUCGCCCCGCUUCGCUUUGCAUGCAACUUAUUUUGUGAUCUAUUCAAAUUUCUAUUGUCUUUCAUUUGGUCAGACUCUCGCCGUUGUAAUAAUAACUAAUCCUGCGGACGACGUUCGCAACUUCAUCGACGAUUUUAAGAGAAGGUACCUGUCUGCUGCUUACGAAGUUCAGGAAGAGAGUGAUGUAGAUGCGGUAAUGCCUUCACCGCCUGUGCCCCCUUUCUACAACGGUACUUACGGUGAAGCUUUGAAAGAAGCCAAACAAAGCUUGCGCUUCUUAAUCAUCUACCUCCAUGGUGACUCGCACGAAGACACCGACGCAUUUUGCCGAGAUACUCUUCUUGAUCCAAUUCUACUGGAUUUCCUCAACAACACGGAACAAUUGUUGUUUUGGGCGUGCAAUGUUAAUUCUGCUGAGGGUUAUCGUGUUUCUCAGACUCUUAGAGAACAUACGUACCCCUUCAUCGGCGUUGUUGGUUUAUCUAGUGACCCUGCCUACUCACAGACGUCUUUCGGUCCGCCUACCCGUAUGGCUCUUCUUGGUCGUAUUGAGGGUCUCACUAGCGCACCCAUCUUAAUUCAACAUAUCACGAAAAUAAUGAAUGACCACCAAGGCAUUUUGGUGGCCGAACGAGCCGAAAGGGCGGAGCGUGAGCUGUCAACGCGUUUACGGCAGGAACAGGACGAGGCUUUUGCUGCUUCACUUGCGCGAGACCGCGCAAAGGCGGCAGAACGUGCGGCACACGCGGAGGCGGAAGCGCGCCUCGCUCAGGAGACCGCAGAGACGCAGCGCCGCGAGAAGCUUCUCUCCCGUGCUCGACUUCGCCGUCAACGCCGCUGGGCCACCUCACUUCCUGCCGAGCCUUCUGCAUCCGUUUCCACAGAGGUUGUUCGACUCUCUAUUAAACUGCCGAACGGACGUCGCGCCCAGCGCCUGUUUUCUGUCAAGGACUCGGUGAAACUUCUCUACUACUUCAUAAUCUCCCAGGAGGAUGCUCCAAAGCACUUCGCUGUGGAAUCUAAUUACCCGAAGCGAAUAAUCGAAUGCCGUCCAGGAGACGAAAGUGACAUUGAGGAAUACAUUCCCGAGGAAAAUCACGGUAGCAACAGCGUCGACGACGUUCUGACCAGGCAGGUGGAUGAUUGGGAGCCAAACAGUUUAACGGAUCCCCCCUCUUUCAAAGAUGCAGGACUCGCACACCCAGAAAUGCUUUUCAUCCUUGACAUGGACUCUUGA
This is a messenger RNA of Echinococcus granulosus, 1701 nucleotides long. Its product is annotated as FAS-associated factor 2. The transcript has 10 exons. Lineage: Eukaryota; Metazoa; Platyhelminthes; Cestoda; Cyclophyllidea; Taeniidae. Gene Ontology annotation, cellular component: endoplasmic reticulum. Gene Ontology annotation, molecular function: ubiquitin binding. Bases 1 to 1701 code for a protein of 566 amino acids. The record is from RefSeq and is a predicted model, not a curated record.